Molecule: messenger RNA, 1680 nt
Organism: Penicillium antarcticum
Lineage: Eukaryota; Fungi; Ascomycota; Eurotiomycetes; Eurotiales; Aspergillaceae
Product: adenosine deaminase family protein
Exons: 4
Coding region: 1-1680 (559 amino acids)
Biological process (GO): inosine biosynthetic process; adenosine catabolic process
Molecular function (GO): adenosine deaminase activity
Source: RefSeq, a predicted model, not a curated record
AUGCAUCUGCCUUCGAUACUCGGGAUAGCCACUCUUUCCCUGUCAGGGAUCUCGACGGCCUUGGCAAUUGAGGGAGAGCCAAACAUCAAUGCCCCUCUGGUGCAACAGCAUCUCAGAAAUCGCGAGAAGCUGAUUGCGUUGGAAAAGACACAUCGACAGGAUCACAUCUUCCGGCAGAGUCUCUCUCCAACUGCUAAAAGAGCGGAUGAGAUUGUUGAAGCAAUUCGACAGGACGAGAUUGACCAUUACUGGCGAGUAGCCGGUACCCUCAACGAGGAGGAACGGUUUGCAGGAGAGGUUUUCCCCCUUGCCCGACCGUAUAUCUCCAACACAACCCUCUGGAGAGUGAUCAAGCGCAUGCCUAAGGGUGCACUUUUGCAUGCUCAUCUAUCCGCUAUGUUGCCGUAUGAAAAAAUUGUGGAAAUUAUCAUUAACACUGAAGGAAUGGUAAUUUCCGCGUCACAGUCCCUUGACACCGCAGAUGCCAAGCAGAAUGCUACCAUCACUUUCUCUCAUAACAACGACACUCUUUCGACCACGCAGUCCAAGAUUGACGCCUCUGACUAUAUUCCUAAAACGGAAAUCCCAGUCAAAGACGCCGCUACUAGCUUUGAAGGUGGCGAAGCUGGUUUCAUUGAAUUCAUCAGGAGCAAGACAACCAUUCCCCCAGAGGAGUCAAUCCGCCACGAACUAGGUGUCGAUGAGAUCUGGAGAAGGUUCCAGGCCUGCUUUGGUCCGGCUGAUACCAUGCUUCAGUACGAACCCGUUGUCAGAAAAUUUUACCAGAAACUCUUCGAAGAUCUGACCAGCGACGGUAUUAACUGGGUGGAGAUCCGAAGUGGCGGAUCGAGUGGGAAGCUAGUCCAUGAUGGGAACGAAGACAUUGACCCUGACCUGGACGCUUGGUGGCAUGUACUAGUUGAGGAGAUUGAGAAGUUCAAGGCCACGGAGCUAGGUAAAAACUUCUUGGGUGCAAGAAUUAUUUGGUCGGAUGCACGAAUCAAGAACCGUGCUUCGAUCACCAAGAGUAUGAAAAUCGCCCUGCAGAGGAAGCAAAAUUUUCCGGAGCUCUUUAGUGGCUACGACCUUGUUGCCCAGGAAGAUCUCGGUCGUCCCCUUUCUGAUUUGGCACCGGAACUGAUAUGGUUCCGUCAACAGACCGAGGCCUUGAAUCUCACAAUUCCGUAUUUCUUUCAUGCUGGAGAAACGCUGGGAGAUGGGAACUCUACCGAUCUUAACUUGUUCGAUGCCGUCCUGUUCAACACGCGACGGAUUGGUCACAGCUUCUCCUUAUAUAAACAUCCGAAUUUGAUCCAUCAAGUGAUUGAGCAGAGCGUUAUGGUGGAAGUAUGCCCUAUUUCGAAUGAAGUCCUUCGUUUGAAUGAAGAUGUUCUUCACCAUCCGUUGCCCGCAAUGAUUGCCCACGGCAUUCCGACUGCAAUCAGUAAUGAUGAUCCAGCCAUCCUUGGACAGGACGUGGCAGGUUUGAGUUAUGACUUUUAUGAAGCUAUCCAAGCCUUUGACAAUAUUGGGCUUGCUGGGUUGGAUAUUGACCGUGGCGAAGAUGGAACUGGUACUAAGGCUAAGCACAUUCAAGGUUGGAACAGAGACUGGGAGGAUUAUUGCAAGUGGAUUGUGGACGAAUACGGUUCAAAAUACCGGACAUUAAAGGUUGACUGA